Messenger RNA from Naegleria gruberi, 900 nucleotides. RefSeq lists its product as uncharacterized. The coding region runs from base 21 to 773 and encodes 250 amino acids. The record is from RefSeq and is a predicted model, not a curated record. The transcript has a single exon. Gene Ontology annotation, biological process: proteasome-mediated ubiquitin-dependent protein catabolic process; regulation of proteolysis. Gene Ontology annotation, cellular component: cytoplasm. NCBI's taxonomy places the organism in Eukaryota, Heterolobosea, Eutetramitea, Acrasida, Naegleriidae. Gene Ontology annotation, molecular function: ubiquitin protein ligase binding.
CUCACUUUUAACCUACAACAAUGUCAACUGAAGAAGAUUGGAGAUCAAUCAAUACUGCCGGUACAACCCUCUCAACUAUUGACGGCAAGAUGCAAAUCACCUUGGAUAAGAGAGUUACUCACAAGGCUUUCAAGGAAGUUUUGGAAUACCUCUACACUGAUAAAGUCAGUUGGGACAAGGAUACUGAAAAGGAUUUGAUCAAGGAAACCCAAGAAGCUGCCAAGUAUUUGAGUUUGGACAGAUUAGAUGUUAUUGCUGAAACUUAUCUUGAUAAGAGCAAGAAUGUUGUUGUUCCAGAAUCCUCUUGGUGGAAGAACAUGAAGUGGGCUUUCGAAAACUUGAGAACUGGUAAAUGGGAUUUGUCUGACUUGACUUUGGUCUGUAGCGAAGAAGAUGGUAAGACUGUUGAAGUUAAGUGCCACGCUGUUAUCUUGACUAGCGCCUGUAAAUACUUCCACGGUAUGCUCUUGGGUGAUGUUGAAAAUGAACAAAAGAAGACCAUGAGAAUUGAUAUUGAAGAUGCCACUGAAAAGCAAAUGUUGGCCAUCCUUAAGUAUAUUUACACUCGUGAAUUCGAAGUUGAAGUUGAUGAUGUUGUCGGUGUUUGGAUCGCUGCUCACAAGUUCUUGUUGGAAGAUUUGCAAGUUGAAUGUGAAAGUAUGAUCAUGAAGAAUAUCAACAAGGAAAAUGUUGAAGAAAUCAAGAAGAUUGCCGAAAUGGUCCAAUCCAAGAGAAUCAUUGAACUCUGUGAUGAAAUUCAACACAAGAAUUAAAUGAUCAAACUUUGAUCUAAAUGUAAUACUACAAAUUUUUCCCUCCCUUUACUCCCCUCCCAUGAAUCAUUCGACUGUACAAAGAUCUACCAAUAAAAAAACAUCUUCAGAUUGUUAUCCAGUUAUC